AUGGUAGAGGAGAAGAGGGAGAGGGCGGAGGAGGCGUCCGAGAGCCCGCAGAAAUCUCCGCGCCUGGACCCGCUGGCUGCGGCCGUGGCAGGUCCUGGAUGCAGCGACGCGCCUGCGUCUCCGACGGAGUCGAGCGACGAGUGGCCAUCGUCCGGGGAAUCGGAGGCGGGGACAAGCAGCGACAGUACCGGCGAUGGCGGGCGGUGCGAGCACAUACGCUUGGACCGCGAACUCCUGGAUAUGCACGUGUAUUAUCUCACGGAGCAGCGGGCGGUGCUCCGGACGUGCCAUCUUAGUAAGUGCAAGACGACCUGUAAGGGCAACGAAGGGAUGAUGAAGUGCAUAAACUGCUCCAGAUUCUUCUGCUCUGGGUGGCCGGUGAACAGGGAAAGCCCGCAGGAACAUGCCCUCUGGCACGCUGGCGAGAACACGCAUUGGGUUGCUCAGUGGUGCGAUGAACCGAAUUUGGGAUACUGCUUCUUGUGUGCGCGCGGUAUGAGGCUCAGUGACCGGAGCGAAGAUGACUAUGCAGUGGCGGCCAGAAACAAAAAGGAUCAGCAAGGACUGGGGGAUAGCGUUGCAAAGGAUGGCUGGGGAUCGGUGUCUGGCAUUGCAAAGGAUGGGUGCAAGCCGGGGGGCAAGAACCCGCAGAACCCUGAGAACACGCAGAAAUACCCGCACCUGGACCUGCCUGCGUCCAAGGCACCUGUGUUGUUGAGCGAGUCGCCAUCGACGGGGGAAGUGGAGGAGACCAGCGACUGCACAUACGACAUCGGGUCAUGCGAGCACUUGUUCAAGGACAGGGAGGAGCUGGAUGAUAUGGUGCAUGAUAUCAAGACCGCCGAGAAGCCCCCAGAGUGCGAGCAUUUCCUGUGCACGACCACCUGCACCUGGAGGGGAGCUGCUGCUAGGUUUAUGGUGUGCACGGAGUGCACCUCUACUUUCUGCACCGGGGAGAAGGGGGGCAUGGAAAAUCCGCAGGGACACGCCCGCUUGCACGCCACCAGGGACUACCAUUGGGUUGCUCUGUGGUACGAUGAACCGUAUAAGGGCUACUGCUUCGAGUGUGGGCACGUUCUGAAGCUCGGUCAGGACAAGCUGAGCGAUGAUGAGUGGGCAGCUCUGGCCAGAAAUAAAAGGGUUGAGCGGGCAAUGUCGGCCAGCAAUGGAUGGGAUGUGUGGCGAACGGUGCCCGAGAGUUAUGCAAAGGAUUUGUGGGCAAUAGUGACCGGCAAUGAUGCGUCUGGGUAUGCUAAUGGGAAUGGCUGUGUUAUCAGAGGGUUGCCGAAUCUUGGAAACACAUGCUACAUGAAUGCACUGCUUCAGUGCCUCCUUGCACUCGGUGAGCUGAGGACAACGAUUUUAGGACCGGGUGCUCGGCUGGGGAGCAUUGGUCUGCACCUGAAGCAAUUAUUUGUGGAGACAAGCAGCACAAAUGAUGCCAGGCACACGCUGGAUCCAGAGAUGCUAUUGGAAGGUAUGCGGGUGUUUAAUCCACAGUUCAAGGGCUCUUAUAUGCAGGACAGCCAAGAGUUUCUUACAUCUUUGCGCACUGCUUUGGAGGAGGAGACGAAGGACCUAAACAAAUUUCAUGGGGGUGCAGAGUUUCGUCCAAUUGGCAAUUCCAUUUUCGGGGGCUGGCUGCGUCAGACCUUAUACUGCAUAAGUUGCCCAACUAAAUCAGUUUUGGAUCUGCAAUUCGAUGAGCUCCAACUGGCACUGCCAUCAAAGGAUUGUCCAGCCAGAAGUGUUACGUUACCACCAAUGACCAGAAGCGGUGGAUCUCCGACGAAGACUCGUAAGGAACUAUUCCAACAAACCGACAAGACCGAUGGAGAAAAGAUUCAAACAAUUGCUGAAGGCUGUGAUUCUCAGUUUCCUGGUUCAGAAUUUGGAGAUGUGGCCAUGGAGAAAAUACCCAAGCCUUUGCAAGUUGAUGACACUUUUGGGGAUGGAGCUCUGGUGAUAGUUAAGCAGAGAAAAUUGUUAAGGCCAUUUUACAUAUGGAUUAAAGAAGUAGCAGCAAAGCCUUUGGGGUGGCUACGAAAAAUUGGGCUGGAUGUUUCAACAGUCUUAGCAUGGCAAAAGUGUUUGCUAUAG
Molecule: messenger RNA, 2100 nt
Organism: Triticum turgidum subsp. durum (durum wheat)
Lineage: Eukaryota; Viridiplantae; Streptophyta; Magnoliopsida; Poales; Poaceae
Source: the annotation of a GenBank genome assembly